Messenger RNA from Ochlerotatus camptorhynchus, 6870 nucleotides. It is a transcript of the gene asp, whose product is annotated as abnormal spindle. Lineage: Eukaryota; Metazoa; Arthropoda; Insecta; Diptera; Culicidae. Gene Ontology annotation, molecular function: calmodulin binding. Gene Ontology annotation, cellular component: spindle pole. The coding region runs from base 214 to 6756 and encodes 2180 amino acids. The record is from RefSeq and is a predicted model, not a curated record. The transcript is spliced from 7 exons. Gene Ontology annotation, biological process: establishment of meiotic spindle localization; mitotic cell cycle; spindle organization.
UUUCUCCCCAAAAGCAAUCGAAAGCAAUCCGUUUGAUGCAUCAGCCACGGUUUUUUUUUUGUGUGAACAAAAGUGAAGAAAGAAAAGCUAAUCGUUUCCACUCGACUGUAAUUAUUUAUUAAUUUCAUUUGUUUCCGUGUGUCAUGUUUAGAACUGUGCAGUAGGAUUAGUGGUAAAAAGUAACGUCCUCAAAGGAAUGUUUAGUCGAGCAAUAUGAGUGCAUUCGAGGUCAAUGUCACACCGACCCGUGGUUCCCAGCCGAAACGGCGUACAGAAUCGAGAGAACCGACGCUGGUGGUGUUGGGACCGUUCACACCUAAAGCAACGGUUAUAUUUGAGGGUGUUCCCAUCGGGAAGACGGCUUGCAGACAGCUGGUUGUUCAAAAUCCAUACAAUGAAGAAAUUAAGGUGCUUGUAACAAAAAUCCCGAAAAUCGAGUUCAAUCUGGGCUUGGAAUGGACAUCAUGCGAUAUUCCCGCCAGAGAGGAACGUCAACUGGAACUGGUUUGGAAUCCGAUGAAGCUAUUCGCCAGUAAGGAAGUUUUACAGAUGAGCGACAGUUGUGGUAAUAAGAAAGAUAUCGCACUGAUCCUGAAAUCCACCGAGCUGAAAAAGGUGCCAGUGAAGAAGCCAGUGCUGAAACAAGCACCGCUUCUACCGAAAAAGCUUAAACUUAAAUCCCCAUCGCCUCCGAAGGCCGGUUUGAAGCGGAAUUUGGGGUCGAAAAAGUGGGCAUCACCUUUAAAGAAAUCGUUUGCUUCGCCACCGGCUCCGGUUGUUCGACCGCCUAUUCCGAAAGUCAACGUUCUAGGGCCAACCAAUGUAUCGAACAUCUUCAGCUCUAGUGCCUUCAACUUCUCGCAUGUGUCGGAAUCUGCACAGCUUAAUCCCAGAGCCAAUAAGGAAAAUGUCAGUCCAGUAACUCCAGAAAAUGCAUCGAAACUUUUCAACAGUAUCAAGUUUACACCGUCCGAUAAGAAUGAUUUGUCUUACCUAGCCGAUCUGCCCACCCCGGUCAACUACAUGAAGGUAGACGACAUCCGACUCGACAAACCGAACCUCUUACGAAAGCGACUCAGUAUUUCACCGGAAAUUGACCUAUUUUAUGAGUUUACACCACGGAUGUCCACAAACCAAAGUAUUCUGGCCAUGAAGGAAACUCCUAAAUCUUGUUUCAAUACAGAUGAUAAGACGGUAACUUCGCGUAAUCCACAGCUAAGCCUGACGCCACCAAACCACGUUACUUCUAAAACAUUCGACCCCAACUGUUUUUCAACAAUUACGAAAUCCGCCCAAAAGGAGCAAACUUACCUUAUGAUUGACGAAAUGCAAAAGAACUCCGGAAAACAGCUGGAUUUUUCCCACGAACUUGAACUAGCGGACAUUCCACUGAAGGAUUCACCUAUGUACGCUUCUCUGAAGGCGGAAGCUGCACGCACUGAGAACGUUUCCCCUUGCAACGAAAUCCAGUUGGUAUUCCUCAACAAUCUUGAAGCAGCCUUCAGUGAACAACCCAAAGUGCUGAACAAGACUCAAACCGUCUCACCGUACGCCUCCAACCCGCAGCUCUCGAUGAUUGCUGAGGAAAACUCUCGGGAGCUGGGCUUGACAUACCAUGCAGGGCGCGUCAGCGAAGAGCUUAUAAGCCAUCAGAAAACAUUCAAAAUCAUCAACCACGACAGCAUGGCCAAAUCCAAUUCCGACGAUGAUAUUGUGAAAAAUCUCACCAUGGAGAUCAAACUACAGGGUUCAAUGCCAAACCUAAACGACAGGGACGACGAGGACGACGGCGAGACACGAAUGUUCAUGGCACACGAAAUCCGAGCUCAAUCGAGUCGCUUUAAUCUGCACGAAAUCAGUCGCACCAGUGACGAGAUGAAACCGGCCGGAACCGGAAUCGGCGCGAAACGUUAUCUAGACAACAGUCUAACCGCGAUGGACUCGGAUGAACCAGUAUCGAUGGCUAUUUCCCCGCCCAAGAGAAGCAAACUGAUGACGACACCGUCGUUGACUUCACUACAGAAAGCCUCCUCGGGUGGCAGUGGUAGGAGUUCUUCGGCUGGACCACCACUAUCGAGGAGCCGUUCCGGGAACAGCAGCACAAAAUCAUGCUUUCAGGUCCCCAAAGCUACAGCUCCUCGUUCGUUAUCGCUGAAACGGGCACCUGGUCCCAUAGGAUCUUCGAAAAAACUGCCCCUAGAAGAGAAGCGAAUCUUUCUAUACGAUUCAGAACAGCACUUGAAAACCCUCAUAAAUCCCGAUCCAUUCGCUGCGACAACGACAUGCGAUCCAUUCCUGACGGCCACGAUGUACCUGGACGAGAGGGCCUUCGAAAAGCACGAACGACAGCUGAAGAAAUGGCUCAACGCACUGGUGACGAUCCCGGCUGAUUUGGACACUGAACCCAACAAACCACUGGACGUGGGCAAGUUGUUCGAUGAAGUCAAGUGUAAAGAACUGACGCUAGCUCCUACGAAGGAGUUGAUCUCUUCUAAUUAUUACAAAAAUCGACUGAACCAGCUGAGAAGCACUGGCAUUUCGCUCUAUCUUAGUGAAAAGGUCGCCGAACCGCUACGUAAGGCACGCUCUGCUAUCGAAAAGAAAUCAAUGACACUGAGGACGGAUCGUGACCUGCAUCUGGAUUUGGUCCUGCAGCGAAAUGUUUUGGAACUGUUGCUUUGUUUCAAUCCGCUAUGGUUGAGACUGGGCUUGGAAGUUACCUUCGGGGAGCAGAUAGAUCUACAGUCCAACCGUGAUGUGAUCGGACUGAGUACAUUCAUCAUCAAUCGGCUUUUCCGGGAUCGGUAUAUGGAGAUGAAAAAUUCAAAAGCAUAUAGUUUAUCUCCCACCUACGCAGAUCACAUGAAAAAGUUUACCUUUCGAAUGUUUCUGUUUCUGCUAUUUUUCCUGGAUACGGCCAAGAAUCAACGUUUGAUCAAGCACAAUCCCUGUCUGUUUGUGAAGAAUGCACCGUACAAGGAAACGCGGGAGAUCUUGAUAAGAUUUUCGUCCCACCUGAUUGCCGGCAUCGGCGACAUAACGAAGCAUCUGAAACGCUUCGGAUACGUUCUCACCCAUAAGCAGACUUAUUUGGAUGAGUUUGAUUAUGCUUUCGAAAAUUUAGCGGUCGAUCUACGGGAUGGAAUCCGGUUAACCCGUGUGAUGGAGAUUAUUUUGCUGCGAGAUGAUUUGACACUGAGCUUGCGCGUGCCUUCGAUAUCUCGCCUGCAAAAAGUGCACAACGUUAAUUUGGCACUGAAAGCACUCGAGGAUGCGGAUUAUCAGAUCACCGGGGAUAUCACUGCCAAGGAUAUCUGCGAUGGUCAUCGAGAAAAAACGCUUUCGUUGUUGUGGCAGAUCGUGUACAAAUUCCGUGCUCCGAAGUUCAACGCGGCGGCUAACGUGAUACGCAAUUGGUGGAAGCGGAAUUGGAUGAAGGUGGUUAUCGCUAGGAGAAUCGAGGAGAAAAGGAGAAAGAAGAUGGAGUUGGCUGCUGUGAAGAUACAGGCAAGAUAUCGUGCAUUCCGCACGAGGCAGUGCUUCCGGCGAAUGCGUGAGACGAAGCAGAAGGCGGUGGUGAUUUUGCAGAAAUAUACUCGCAGGUACCUCGCCCAAAAACACACAGCCCAACGCUAUUCAUCGAUCCUACGCAUCCAGCGUUGGUGGCGUUCGGUGCAGCUAAUGAAGUCAGCUCGCGAGCAUUUCCUGCAGCAACGUCAUUCCGCCAUCCUGAUCCAAACCACUUUCCGACGGCAUCUGCUGGCACGGCGCCUACUGGCGGCGUCGGUUGUGAUUGGAGAAAUCAAAACCCUAGCCCGGCUCCAUCACCAGAAGGCACUGGUCCUGCAGCGGGCUCUCAAGUCCUACACCAUCCACCGGAAGCUGCAAUCGAUCGUGAUAGGAAUGGUGGCGUUCAACAGACGGAAAGCCAUCAAGUAUCAAUGCGCCGCCAGGAUUCAAGCGACGGUUAGAAUGUGGAAGGAGCGCAGACAAUUUCUGAUGAUAAAGGAAGCUACUGUUAGAAUUCAGUUGCGUUGGAAAGAGUGUUUGCUGGCCAGAAGACAGAGGGAGAAGUUUUUGGAAAUGCGGACAAGUGCAAUUGUCAUUCAGCAGAGGGUUCGAGGGUACUUUUUGAUGAAGGAAACGAAGACUGUGUAUGAAAGGGAGCGUCGUAGUAUUAUCUUUGUUCAGAACAAGUUUAGAGCCAAAUUGGGAAUGAGACGUGCCAGGAAAGAAUAUUUGCAGUUGAAGCAUGCAGCAGUUAGCGUUCAACGAAGAUUUAGGGCUCUAGUAGCGAUGAGGAAGCAGAGAAGCGAAUAUCUACAAUUGAAACUAGCAACGUUGGUGAUUCAGCAGAGAUUGCGCGCACAAAAUGCCAUGCGAUUAGAACGACGGCGAUUUGUGGCAAUGAGAGCUUCAGCAAUCAUAGUUCAACGAAAAUUCCGAGCUCUAGUUGCAAUGCGGGUAGCUCACGAUCGCUAUCAACUGAUGCGGUCCUCUUGCAUUACGAUUCAACGGCGGCUACGGGCAACUAUUCUGAUGAAGCAACAAAGGAUCGAGUUCCUUACGUUGCAGUAUCACGCAAUCAUUGUGCAGCAACAGUUCCGUGCUAAUCUACUGUCGAGAAGUCAACGGCAGAAAUAUCUUAAUCUCAAAUCAGCUGCGAUCUGUGUUCAAAGGAAAGUGCGAGCCACUAAUCUCGCUAGACGGAUGCAGCGUUCCUAUCGGGAACAGCGUCAAGCAGCCAUCAAUAUUCAACGCUACUGGAGAGCUGUUCAACUAAAGCGAAAGACUCGGAAAGACUAUUUGCAGAAACGCCUGGCUGCUGUUACGAUACAAAGAUGUUAUCGAGGCCACCUGUUGACCACACAGAUUCGUCAAGACUUUGUAAGCAUACGAGCUGCGGCGAUCCGAGUGCAGCAGCAAUAUCGUGCCAUAAAAUUGAUGCAAACGCAACGUCAGAAUUACGAGAAAAUGAUCCACGCUGCCGUUGCGCUGCAACGUCGGUACCGUGCUAAACAAUUGGGUCAACAGCAGAAGACCGAAUAUGUCGAGCUGAAGGAAGCAACCAUUUGUGUUCAACGGCGCUGGCGAGCGGUUCUUGCUAUGAAAACAGCUCGCGCGGAAUAUCUAACGAUUAGAAAAAGUACUAUCGUCAUCCAGAACCGCUUCCGUGGUUUGCAGCUUAUGCGAUCGACCCGGGCAGAGUAUGUCCAUACUAGAACGGCAAUCAUACUCAUUCAACGGCAAUAUCGGGCCAAACGCAAAAUGGAGCGAGCCUGCGGUCAGUAUUUGAACAUGAAAAGUGCAACGAUAGUUAUACAACAGUAUUUCCGUGGUUAUUUGGAAAUGAAGCGCCAAAAAGCUUCGUUCACCGAGCUCCGUUCGGCAACACUGUGUCUACAGGCAAGAUUCCGAGCACUGAGGCAGAUGAAGCUGCAAAAGACACUCUAUUUGAAGCAAAGGACCUCAGCCAUCUGUAUUCAACGCUAUUUCCGAGGGUAUCUUGCGAUGAGUCAUCAACGUAGAGAGUUCCUACAGAUGAAGCAAGCAUGCGUUGUUCUUCAGUCUAGAUAUAGAGCUAGGCUCGCUACGUUGGAUGCAAGGCAUAAGUUUGAAACGCUUAGAUCAGCAACUGUAACGAUCCAGCGCAGAUGGAGAGCAACUCUGGCAAUGAGAGAGCAACGUAGCACAUAUCAAGCCAUUCUGCAAGCAUCUCUUACCAUUCAGAUUCGCUACCGAGCGUACAAGCUACGUCUAUUCGAUCAGCUCAACUAUCGAGUUUACAGAAGUGCUAUUAUCGUCGUUCAAAGACGCUUCCGUGCCAAACUCAUCACCCGUGUCGAACAAAAACGCUUCCAUCAACUCAAAGUGACCACACUUCAUCUUCAGACACGAGCCCGUGGUUAUCUAGCUCGCCAAGCAUUCCUUCAAAAAUUGACCCCCGAAUACUUGGAACGGCGCAAGCGUGAACAAGCAGCCAAACGGAUACAAGCCUGCUGGCGUGGUUAUCAGCAUCGCAAGCGUCACCAGACUGUUACCAUGCGUGAUAUUGCAUUGCGUAUGAUCGCCAGCCGACGGGAAGCCGCUAGGGAUCCUUCGAAACGGUUAAGCAAUAUUUUGCGAUCCUGUAUGAAGUUCAUGAAGACACGCUUUGCGGUCCACGAGGCCAUUAAGGUUCUGCUGCGGAUCGAGCAAAUUUCCCGAUUGUUACCACGUUUGCUGCAGAACGAUGCGAUUUUCCUGGCCACCUUCUGUUAUGGCACCAUGGCACAAGCUAUCAGAUCCGAGCUAGAUAAACAGUUGAUUGAGAUUUGUGCGCGUAUUAUUCUGAAUUUGGCACGGUUUGAAGGAACGAAGCAGGAUGCAUUCCAGGAAAACGGUCUGGUAACGGUGUCACAAAUGCUACUACGAUGGUGUGAUAAGGAUUGUGGCAUUUUCAACACCCUUUGCACGUUGCUCUGGAUUAUUUCGCAUGACACGCAUAAAAGAAACGCAAUCCGACGGUAUAUGAUUUCCCGCGAGGCCAUCUUCAUGCUCCGAGAAACGAAAAAGCUCGUAAAGCGCAAGGAAAACAUGCGCAAAAAUGUUAAGAAGCCGGUGGGUUGUCUUGCGCCACCGGAUCCAACGUUGAUGAGCAUGGAACCGGCACUGGAUCCUGACUACGGCGUAAUCCGCAGCAAACCAUACGUUUUCUACUCGUCGGUCUUUGCCUUCGAUACGGUACUAAACGUACUGAGCGUGGACAUCUCAUAGGCGAUGUGGAAUUCGUGAUCUAGCACGUGCCACAGCAACCGAAUAAUGUUGAUGAUUUGUUAAAGGAUAUCGAGGAACUUUACGAUUUCUAAUCACCUCACACAUGUAACCAAG